Messenger RNA from Ceratitis capitata (Mediterranean fruit fly), 1460 nucleotides. RefSeq names its product DNA methyltransferase 1-associated protein 1 (gene DMAP1). The transcript has 7 exons. Lineage: Eukaryota; Metazoa; Arthropoda; Insecta; Diptera; Tephritidae. Gene Ontology annotation, molecular function: transcription corepressor activity. Bases 120 to 1445 code for a protein of 441 amino acids. Gene Ontology annotation, biological process: chromatin remodeling; DNA repair; negative regulation of transcription by RNA polymerase II. Gene Ontology annotation, cellular component: nucleus; NuA4 histone acetyltransferase complex; Swr1 complex. The record is from RefSeq and is a predicted model, not a curated record.
AUAAACAAAUUUAUUUUGUUCAGCCGAUUUCCGUGUGCGAUUUAUUUUCUAUGGAAAUUUAGCCUCUGGAUGUGAAAUUUUGCUAGAUUUAUCAACGGUUACUACAUAGAACGCACAACAUGGCAGAUGUGCGUGAUAUUUUGGAUAUGGAGCGGGCGAAUACGCCUGAAGUGACCCGUGAAUCAUUUCUCGUACAGAAGCGUAGGAAUUUUGAAAAAGCUAAAGGCGUUUCGAAACGGCCGGAGGGUAUGCACCGUGAGGUAUUCGCUCUGCUGUAUAAUGACAACAAAGAUGCGCCUCCGCUUUUGCCAACGGAUACAGCUCUUGGUAUUGGCGCCGGCUAUAAGCAGGCCAAGGCACGCUUGGGUAUGAAAAAGGUGCGGAAAUGGGAGUGGGCACCCUUCAAUAAUCCAGCACGCACAGAUGGCGCCGUAUUUCAUCACUGGCGUCGUACUACAGACGAUCAAAAAGACUACCCGUUUGCAAAGUUCAAUAAACAAUUACAAAUACCCAGUUAUACAAUGACUGAGUACAAUACACAUUUGCGUACAAAUGUACAAAAGUGGAAUAAAGCACAAACGGAUCACUUAUUCGAUUUAGCUAAACGUUUUGACCUUCGUUUCAUCGUCAUGGCAGAUCGUUGGGAUCGUGCUCAACAUGGGGUCAAAUCUGUCGAAGAUCUUAAAGAGCGUUACUAUGAAGUAGUCGGUCUAUUAGCCAAAGCUAAAGGUCCAAAUAUUGAGAAAAAAUCUUUCGCUUUCGAUGCAGAGCAUGAACGUAAACGUAAGGAUCAACUUAAGAAACUAUUUGAGCGUACUACGCAACAAGUUGAAGAAGAACAGAUGCUUUUGAAUGAACUUAAAAAGAUUGAGGCUCGCAAGAAGGAACGUGAACGUAAAACACAGGAUUUACAAAAACUUAUUUCACAAGCGGAUCAGCAAAGUGAUGCUGCCACUAAUGUGCCGAGUGCACGCAAAUAUGAAAAGAAGCUCGUUAAGAAAAAGUUGCAUCAUCAACCGCGUCCCUCGAAAGUAGAUUCUGUUGUAAAUGCUAUUGAGAUUGGUGGCAGCGGCAUUAAAUUUUCAGAUUUACGUGGAUCUGGUGUUUCUUUACGCUCACAGAAAAUGAAACUGCCAGCUAAUAUUGGUCAGCGUAAAGUAAAGGCACUGGAGCAAGCAAUACAGGAAUUUAAAGUUGAUCCUUCUCCACCGCCAACUGAAGAAAUUUGCAAUGCUUUCAACGAAUUACGCUCGGAUAUGGUUCUGCUGUGCGAGUUGAGAACUGCUUUGUCUACGUGUGUUUAUGAGUUGGAGAGCUUAAAACAUCAAUAUGAGGCUGCAUGCCCGGGAAAGACACUAAAUAUUCCACCAUCUCUAAUACCAGCUGAGCCCAUAAAGCAAGAGUUGAUCGAACCCAGCACAUCAAGCGCAAACGCAAAUACAUAAAGCGAUUGAUUUUAU